UGCCCAACUCUAGUUGAUAUAUUUUCUCACUCCAAAACCCCAAAACCCUCGAAAUAUUUCCGAGCAGUUAAAGAAACACUCUUCCAAAUCUAGUAUUUUCUCCAACAUUUUCUCACUCCAAAACCCUCAAAAUGCUUCUCCACCGUUCUCUCCGUCACCAUCUCCGGCACUUCAGCCAAUCUUCCGCCGCAUUAAUCCUCCCAUGCGACCCAGAAAUCUCACUCAGUUAUCUUCCUGGAUUCCCUAAACCCGACCCAUCCGAGAUCAUAUCCGCCAUUCCUCGCUCUGAUUCAGGCAAAAAAAUAUGCGCAACAGAAAGAAAAGUUGGGAGAGUUCCUAGCAUUGUUUUUGAGCAAAAAGAUGGACAACAUGGUGGUAACAAGAGAUUAAUCUCUGUUCAAACUAAACAGAUCAAGAAACUUGUUGCUCAAAUGGGUCCCUCUUUUUUUUUGUCUAGACUUUUUGAAUUGCAAGUUAAACCUUCUUUUGAUUCUGAUGACAUUCUUGAGAAUGUUCGUGUUCUUCCCAGAAAGCUCCACAUGCAUGCAGCUUCUGAAGCUAUACUUAAUGUUACUUUUAUUAGAGCUCCUUCUGAUGCCUUAUUGAAGAUUGAAGUUCCUCUUGUGUUUAGAGGAGAAGAUGUGUCACCUGGAUUAAGAAAAGGUUCAUAUCUGAAUAUCAUCAAAAGGAGUGUUAGAUACCUUUGCCCAGCCGACAUAAUCCCACCAUAUAUCGAUGUGGAUUUAAGUGAGCUGGAUGUAGGUGAAAAGCUGGUAAUGGGUGAUCUCAAGGUUCACCCAGCAUUGAAGCUGAUACAGUCGAAAGAUGAGCCAGUGCUUAAGAUCAUGGGUGCUAGAGUUUCCGAGCAAAAGAAAUCCAAAUAGGUAGCCCUUAUUUCGACUUUAUAAAGAAUCCAAGAAACAUGAAGCCUCAAGAUGUGUGUGAUAAUGGUUUAUAUGGUGGAACCAUAAGCUAUGAUAUUGGCAAGGAAAUUUUUUGUCCUACAUCAUGCCUGUAUGACCCUUGUUUAUGGCACAUGAUGGUUUUUACUUCAUUGAAUUGGGGCAUAUGGGAUGAUAGAAGUCUCUGAGUUGUAAUAGAUGUUUUUUUUAUCACUUUGGUCAGGUUUUAGGCUGCAAAUUAUGCCUCAGAUUUUGGUGCUAAUUAAGAUUUCUACUUGAAGAAUUUCUUCAAAUGUACAAUUAACGGGACAGCUUAAGGUCCAGCGAAAUAAUAUUAAACAUGGUUUCUGUGAGAA
This is a messenger RNA of Beta vulgaris subsp. vulgaris (sugar beet), 1258 nucleotides long. RefSeq lists its product as hypothetical. The record is from RefSeq and is a predicted model, not a curated record. Gene Ontology annotation, molecular function: 5S rRNA binding; structural constituent of ribosome. Gene Ontology annotation, biological process: translation. The transcript is spliced from 3 exons. Lineage: Eukaryota; Viridiplantae; Streptophyta; Magnoliopsida; Caryophyllales; Amaranthaceae. Gene Ontology annotation, cellular component: cytosolic large ribosomal subunit; ribosome. Bases 132 to 884 code for a protein of 250 amino acids.